Molecule: messenger RNA, 4233 nt
Organism: Salvelinus fontinalis (brook trout)
Lineage: Eukaryota; Metazoa; Chordata; Actinopteri; Salmoniformes; Salmonidae
Product: RNA-binding motif, single-stranded-interacting protein 3-like
Exons: 5
Coding region: 987-1418 (143 amino acids)
Molecular function (GO): RNA binding
Source: RefSeq, a predicted model, not a curated record
UCUCUGGCUGUGGAAAUACUGCAGCCCCCUGGUCUAUGUCUGGAUCUCUUUCUUGCUCGGAGCCGACUCAAGUCCCUCCUACCGGCUGUGGAAGGAGGAGGCAGUCAGCUCAUAGUGUAGGACGAGCCCCCUUUACCGCCCUGUUACAGUGUGGUAGAGAGAGAGAGAGAGCGAGAGAGAGAGAGAGGCAGGCUGCUGGGAGGAGUGACUGAGAGCGAAGCAGGCAAGAAGAAACAAGGAACACAUUUUAGAAGAGCAGGAAAAGGGAGAAUCGCAGACAGGAGACUCUCUGGAUUGUCUGUCUGUUGGGCACCUGGGACACUGUCAUUGUGCUUCUCAUUAUAUAUUUUUUCUCUCUUCUGCUCUGAACCAUUGGACCGGUGGAGAUUCUUUUUUUUCUUGGUGCCAUAUCAAUUAGGAGCUGGGAUUGUUUCUGUGUAAUCUGCUCUUCUCUGGCUGAACUGUUACACACUGAGAUUGCUUCUUUGGUUUGUUCCUGCCUGAUACUGACUCUUCCCAAAGUGUAUCUGUUAGCACGCCGCUGAGGAUAUAUCCUGUGUCCGACAAUUCAACACAGAGCAGCUGGGAUAUCAGACUACAGAGGAGAGAGAGGGAGAGAGAGAGAGAGCUGUGAGAGAGAGCAGCAGAUUGAGCGACAGAGAGUGUGAGAGAGAUUGAAACCGAGGAGCGAGCCAGUGAGGGACAGACAGGACAGGCAGCAGCGUCCGUUUGUAACACUCCAGGAGAUUUAACUAAAAGGCGUCGUCAGGCAGGAGCUACCCCCACAGAGGCAACCCCUCUCCCAGCCACUCUCCGUCAGACGAACCCUGCCUGCUCUCCGGAGGACCAGCAGUGAUACAAGACACCAGUGUGGACGGGAAAAAUAAGGGACCUACAGUCAGAGAGCCAAGCCCCAGUACUACUAACGCUCGUCCGACCGCCUCCGCGCAACCAUUCCCUGCCACGGCGCUAAGGAUUCCAGCUACAUGGGCAAGCGAUUGGAACAGCAACCAAUGUACCCUCAGUACACAUACUACUACCCCCACUACCUCCAGACCAAGCAGCCCUAUGCUCCACCCCUCCACCCCAUGGCUCCGCCCAGCCCCAGCCACAACAGCUGCAGUCACGGCGGAUCCGAGCAGCUGAGUAAAACUAACCUGUACAUCCGAGGCCUGCCCCCAGGGACCACGGACCAGGAUCUCAUCAAGCUCUGCCAACCAUAUGGAAAAAUUGUGUCAACCAAGGCGAUCCUGGACAAGAACACCAACCAGUGCAAAGGAUAUGGCUUUGUGGACUUUGAUAGCCCAGCUGCAGCACAAAAGGCGGUGUCGUCUCUCAAAGCCACCGGGGUGCAGGCUCAAAUGGCUAAGGUAAGAACUGUUAGCACGUUAGCAUCGUUGCUCAGUAGGCUAAUAUAAGAUAGGCUCAAAUGGCUAAGGUAAGGACUAUUAGCACAUUAGCAUUGUUGCUCUAUAGGCUAAUAUAAGACAGGCUCAAAUGGCUAAGAUAAGAACUGUUAGCACGUUAGCAUUGUUUCUCAGUAGGCUAAUAUAAGAUAGGCUCAAAUGGCUAAGGUAAGAACUGUUAGCACGUUAGCAUCGUUGCUCUAUAGGCUAAUAUAAGACAGGCUCAAAUGGCUAAGAUAAGAACUGUUAGCACGUUAGCAUCGUUGCUCAGUAGGCUAAUAUAAGACAGGCUCAAAUGGCUAAGGUAAGAACUGUCAGCACGUUAGCAUCGUUGCUCUAUAGGCUAAUAUAAGACAGGCUCAAAUAGCUACGGUAAGAACUGUUAGCAUGUUAGCAUCGUUGCUCUAUAGGCUAAUAUAAGACAGGCUCAAAUAGCCUCGGUAAGGAGCUGUUAGAAUGUUAGCGUCCUUCGAUGACUUACACCCAUUGCAUACACUACAAUAUAAAAAUAUUUAAAGUUGCAUGGUCUUGGAGAGAAUCCCCAGACCCCUAUCCAGAUACAGACCCAGAAACAGACCGUGAUGUGGUAAUGUGUGUGAGAUGGUGGGAGGACACUCUAGCCAGCAGAAGGGGAGUUUAAAUAUGUUUUAUAUGUUUCCAAUGUGUCUGUCUCCCAUCUCUUCCCUAACUACUACACAGUGUAUGACAGGGGCAGUGCUGUGGCCAUAUACAGUUCAGCACCAUUGUGUGUGUGUGUGUGUGUGCACCUGCGUGCGUGCAUGCUUUCUCCUGCUGCUGGUGCCCUGUGGUGGACACUGUGUCAAUUAGACUGUGCUCUGGUUGUGGUGCGCCCGCCUGUCAGGUGCUCUUUGAUAUGAUUGUGUGAAAGUGGAAGCAGAUGAGAGGAGCUGGAACAUGAGAGACCCCGGUGAGCUCCACAGCUUGAGACAGUAAAUACCAUACCAUACAAUAAGGCCAGCUAGCCAGAGGCUUAAUUGAACAUUUAAAUCUUCACUUGUUUUGAUGCUGCUGGCAUUGGUGCUGAUUAGAACUGUGGUGAUGAGGAGGAGGAAGAUGAGAGAGAUAUUUCCAUUUUUAUUCACAAUUCCAAUAAUGAUGAUGGUCAGGAUGACGAUGCCAGAAAUGAUGAUGAAGAUUACACCCCGGUUAUUGUGGUAGAAAAAUAAUGGGAGCAGCUAGGAGAGAUGAUAUCCUGCUAGGUGCUCAAGUAUGCCAUCUCUCAAAUGCACAAUUUACCCAUUUCCUCUCUUCACAAAGUGUCUGUCCUUCCUCUAAUAUUUAUAAGAGGCUACACACAGAGACUAGAGAUUAGGGUCUAUGCUCUUUCCCAGUUUAAUUGAAAGCCUUUUCUUUGUAUUGCUUUCUUUUGUCAAUCAACAUUCCCAGCUGACCUUUUUAAAUAGUGUUUUGUGGGUGUGGGUAGUGGGAGGGGGUUGCUCUUGAAUGUUUCCCCCCGCAUGACUGAAGCGUCUGGCUUUCUUUACUCCGGUCUUUUUAUCCUACGUCUGAGAGACAUUAAGGGGUCCUUUGGUUUUUAUUGACUCUCUCUGUAUCUCUUGUCUACUCACUCGCUCUUCCACUUGCUCUCUAUCUCUCGCUAGUUGUCUCUUUCCCACAUAAACACACAGCCACACACACGCCUAAACACGUCCCUGUCUGCCAUGGGUUCGACCGCCAUAUAUUCAACGAGCGCAAUUUAGUCCCAUCCGUAAUUAACGUUGCCUAUCUGUAGCUGUGACUUUGAAACAUCUAUCGGGUUCGCCCCAGAGGCAUCAAACAGGAACCCCGGUGAGCAUCAUCCUGCAGGUGUAAAUCAUGGCGGCGACGGCUGCCACCCCGAUGACCGAAUGCGGUCAUGCUGGGGCUCAUUCUUAUCAUUCUCCCCUUCCCAAGGCUCCGUUUUGUUACGUAGAUCUCCCGCGACAAAGUCACAUACGGAAUUGGGAAUCAGAGCCGGAGGCUUUGAGCUCAUGAAAUAAAACCGUCCGAGUAAUCAAGCUCCGCCUGCUUUUCCCGCCGCAGUGCCAUUUAAAAGGCUUUUAUUAAGGGGCCUUAUUUUAAACACAGUUGCGAGGGAGGGAAGAGGAGGGAAGAGAAAUGGUUAUUUAUUUCCUCCUCCUCCUUCCUUUGUCUGGAUGUCCCCCUCGGAAUUGGUAAAUAAAAGGAAACAUUGGUUUCCUUUUAUUUCCUCCUCCCCGUUGGGGACUGUGACAGCAUGAAUGAGGAUGAGAACCAUAAUGAAGGUACCUGAAGGACACUUCCUUGUGGCUCCCUCGCUGUCAGUCACCUACAAAGAAGCAGCUUGGGCAAGAGUAUGUGUGUGUGUGUGUGUGUGUGUGUGUGCGUGCGUCUGUGUGUGUUCAUCAGUGGAGUGGGGUGGGGGAGGGAGGGGCCCUCGCGCCUAGCUGGUAGGGAGGGGCCCUCACACCUAGCUGAAGACUUCAUUCGCCGUGUCACUGUGUGCCGAACGCUUUUUCUCCCUGCGUGAAGACAGAUGCUAAAAAGAGACACCAGGAUAACAAGUAAACGGUCCGUGUCGCCCAUCGCCGAUGCAAACCUGUCAAGGAGCUCUCCUCCUCAACUCCCCGCAGGCUGCCAUUUUCCCCUUGAGCCAAUCACACUGAAUUAUGGGGUGAGAGCCCUCGAUUGUGGUGUCAGUGUCGGAGAAGCAAUUCCACCUGACAGCUGCUAGCUCUCAGACAACAACCCAGUCUUUAUGUAAAUCAUCUCCCUACCUUUGUCGUUGUUUGUCUUAUGGUUGCCGCGAUGAAAGCAAAGCUCUCCCUUUCUUUCUUUCUCUCUCUCU